This is a messenger RNA of Argiope bruennichi, 708 nucleotides long. Its product is annotated as keratin-associated protein 6-2-like. The transcript has a single exon. NCBI's taxonomy places the organism in Eukaryota, Metazoa, Arthropoda, Arachnida, Araneae, Araneidae. The record is from RefSeq and is a predicted model, not a curated record. Bases 1 to 708 code for a protein of 235 amino acids.
AUGGGACAUGUGUGGAUGCGUGACGGAGGUUGUGGGCUAGGGAUGGGACAUGUGUGGAUGCCUGACGGAGGUUGUGGGCUAGGGAUGGGACAUGUGUGGAUGCGUGACGGAGGUUGUGGGCUAGGGAUGGGACAUGUGUGGAUGCCUGACGGAGGUUCUGGGCUAGGGAUGGGACAUGUGCGGAUGCCUGACGGAGGUUAUGGGCUAGGGAUGGGACAUGUGCGGAUGCCUGACGGAGGUUGUGGGCUAGGGAUGGGACAUGUGUGGAUGCGUGACGGAGGUUGUGGGCUAGGGAUGGGACAUGUGUGGAUGCGUGACGGAGGUUGUGGGCUAGGGAUGGGACAUGUGUGGAUGCCUGACGGAGGUUGUGGGCUAGGGAUGGGACAUGUGUGGAUGCGUGACGGAGGAUGUGGGCUAGGGAUGGGACAUGUGUGGAUGCCUGACGGAGGUUGUGGGCUAGGGAUGGGACAUGUGUGGAUGCCUGACGGAGGUUGUGGGCUAGGGAUGGGACAUGUGUGGAUGCCUGACGGAGGUUGUGGGCUAGGGAUGGGACAUGUGUGGAUGCCUGACGGAGGUUGUGGGCUAGGGAUGGGACAUGUGUGGAUGCCUGACGGAGGUUGUGGGCUAGGGAUGGGACAUGUGUGGAUGCGUGACGGAGGUUGUGGGCUAGGGAUGGGACAUGUGUGGAUGCGUGACGGAGGAUGUUGA